Messenger RNA from Myxozyma melibiosi, 2509 nucleotides. RefSeq lists its product as uncharacterized. The transcript has 2 exons. The record is from RefSeq and is a predicted model, not a curated record. The coding region runs from base 169 to 2142 and encodes 657 amino acids. Lineage: Eukaryota; Fungi; Ascomycota; Lipomycetes; Lipomycetales; Lipomycetaceae. Gene Ontology annotation, molecular function: protein dimerization activity.
CUCGGCUUCGUCCUCAGCUCCACUUUUGUUCGUUGAAAGAAAAUACUGAAGAGAGAAAGGAAGAAGAGAACUUCUUCUUGACUUGUGUACUCUUGCAGCUCCCGGGUUGCCGACGCAGUAGUUGCUGCUCUUACUUUCUCUGCUCUCCUCCCAUCUAUCAUCUUCACCAUGUCGGACCACAGCCAGCAGCAGCAGCACGAUAUGAACUCCUACAUAGACUUCAACGGCAUCCAGCUCGACCUCUCCGCCUUCGACAUGGACACCUCCGGUGCACUGCUUGACUUUGACCACCAGAACUCCGACGGCCUGCUCGACCAGAGCGGCCGGUUCCACGACCAGGGCCAGGGCCAGAGCCAGAGCCAGCAGCAGCAUCAGCAGCUGGACCAGCAGCUCCACCAGCAACAACGCCAGCUCCAGCAGCUCCAGAUGCAGAAACAGCUCCAGCAGCAGUUUCAGAGCCCGAUGCACAUGCAGAUGUCUCAGGACUAUCAGCAACCACAGCAGAUGGACCAGCACGCAGGCUCUCAAGGCAGCUCAAUCAUACCCCCCACCCCGUCUUCUAUCGACUUCAAGUCGGGUGUAUUCAACUCGCCCAGUGGCACCAUCGACGCUUACUCCAUGAGAGAUGAGAACAUAUUCACCCCUCUGCUAUCCCCGGCCGUCACUCCUCUCGAACAUCCCAUCUCCAUCCAGAAAGAGCUCGGCUACUCGUCAAACUACUUCUCCCCACUCACAUCUCCCGCGCUAGAAGCUCAGAUAUAUCCCUACAGCUCUGCCUCGCCCGGCGACUCGUCCCUCAGCGGCAGUCUCAGCAAGCACCGCCUGCGCACCGCAAGCUACAGCGGCAGCUCGUCCUCGCCUGCCCAGAAGCCCGUCACCAUUCGUCAAAAGUCCAGUGAAACAAAUCUACAGCGCUCGAGCAAACGACGAGCAACCGCUGCGUUUGCUGCCGCGGCGUCAGCCAACGGAGCAAAUCCCGGAGACGCGUCUUCGUCCGAGAGUAUUUCUCCCGAGCCAUUACUGGCCUUGCCCGAGAGCAGUAUGGCUCCUCCCCCCGUGCCUGUCUCUAAAUCCGGAACCAGCGCCGCUCUGAGAGUCGAUGUUGGUGCAACCACACAACAACAGCAGCAGCAGCACCGACUUGCUCCGGUGACGCCAGCAAGUCUGAUGAACCUCAGCAAAGACCGCGUCGGCAGCAUCACAGAGACAGCUCCAGGCCGCGAUGCCGCGGACGCAAUCAUCGACGGAGUCGCCAGACGGCGGUCGUCUGUGAUUGCUACCUCGCCGCGGUCGGCGUCGAUCGAGCGGAGCCCAAGUCUGAGCGCGAGCGCGCACAGCAGUCCCGCGAUACGGCCACAGUCGCGGAGUUCUGCGCGCGCGGGAAGCGUGAGCAGUAGUCCUGUGAUUUUGCCAAAGUCCUCAGGGAGCGCGACGAUGCGACCGAUCAAGCCCGCGCGGUCACGGUCCGGAAGCGUGUCUGCGUCGCCGAACCUGCAAGUUCGGAUUUCACCGAACUUGAAGCCGUUGCUGCCGGAAGGGGCGGACGAUAUGGCGAUGCUGCUUGCGUCCAAGUCAAACUACCAAAACAUCGUGGAGGGCAAGCAUUCGCAGCUGGGGCUGUCGUAUCCCGAGCAACUGAGCAUAAACCUGACGUCCAAGCGGACAUCGCACAAGAUUGCCGAGCAAGGGCGACGGAACCGGAUCAACAACGCGCUUUCGGAGCUGAACUUGCUGCUGAUUGACAACAUCAACCUGCCGGUCUCGGACGACGACGACGAGGAGAGCAAGAACCAGGUACCGCAGCAGUGCUCGAAAGCAAACACGGUCGAGCUCGCGAUUGAUUAUAUCAAGAAACUGCAUACGCGGAUCGACAAGUUGAAAGUGAAGCUGAAGGAAUCUAACCGCGAGCUCGAGGCCGAGCGGGAAAAGUACUCGAGCGUGGCGUCGGUGUCGUCGAAUGCGGACGUGAGCCCGGUCGCGCAGAUCAGCGAUUGCGCGAUGGAGGGCGGGAUUGACGAUGCGGCGAAGCGGCAAGUGCCAGCACUCAUUGAGAAGUCUGCGGUGAUUGCGUCGUCGCCGGCAGAAAACAUCGAGGAUGUCGAGAUGGGACAAGAGUCGAAGGCAGAGAUACCCCGCAACUAGCCUCUAGUUACUUUUUCGAGCAAACUAGCCUUGCGCUUUUUUUGAGACUCACACUGAUGAUAAUAUACAUAUAUAAUAGUUGUCUUUUGAUUUAUGCUGUUUUAUGGUUGAUCUCUUCUUGCUUAUUAUUUCCCAGUGCGAUAUAUUAAUGAAUGCGAGAAAGAAAGAAAGUAUGUGUGAGUGUAUAUAGAAUAGAAAUGUAAGAAUGGUACAGAUAGUCAAUGUGAAUCAAACAAGUUUACGAUUUUGUGAAGGAAUUCCUACGAUAGUGAAGUAUAUGUAAGCUCAGAGUAUAAAAAGUCCAUUUCCCGCGAAAUUACGAAAUAAGAUAUAACAAAAUUAUCAAGGAGGUUAAGAGAGCUAAGAG